AUGUCGGUCCCAUGCUUAGUUGAGAACGAUGCGUUAGCAGAUUGGGCGGCCUGGGACGAGAGUCUCGGUUGGGUCAUGGAGGACCCUGAUCCAGUAAUGGAUCAACCUCCCACCGAGACUCCUGCCUCGCCAAAGCCCACGAUCACGGAGCUCAAGGCCACUAUCGACGCCAGAGUUCGGCUGGCGGCUGAGCCCAUCUCCCGUGCUCGGAGGUUGACUGGACGUUGGAGAGGACGACUGUGUCGUGUUGUGGGCAUCGGCUGUUAUGGCCUGGAAAUCCUAUGUUGGGCUAAACUCCAAAGACACCUCCGAAGCAAGCCGCAUUUGCGCCAUGAAGAGGCACUCGCUGCCGCGCGGGUUGAGACGGCGCAACAGGUAGCGGUGGUGGAGGAUGGAGGACUCCCUGCAGAAAGAGCCAUGAAUUCCGCGCAUUCUGCAGUUGGGGAUGGGGAUGAGGAGGCUCUUCCUAAGCAAAAUGUCCACGGUUACGCUCAGAUGCGGUGA
Fusarium pseudograminearum CS3096 is the source of this 504-nucleotide messenger RNA. RefSeq lists its product as uncharacterized. NCBI's taxonomy places the organism in Eukaryota, Fungi, Ascomycota, Sordariomycetes, Hypocreales, Nectriaceae. The record is from RefSeq and is a predicted model, not a curated record. The coding region runs from base 1 to 504 and encodes 167 amino acids. The transcript is spliced from 3 exons.